UCUAGUGAUUUAUCUUCAGGCUUGAGUGAGGCGGAGCAAAGCAUCCUUUGAUAGAAGCAGACAGAGGAGUUCAGAAUGAGUCUGGGCGGAGAAAGUUAUUCCUCAAGUCUUUCCUCACAUGUCGUGUGGUGUUCACAGUGUGCACAGGAUACAUGCCCAGAAAAUGUUAGCACCGGCCUAAUAAACUUAGUCUUCUAACCAGAACAACAGGAGUUAAGCAUCUGGAGGUAGCUAACCGCAACUCGCUGCGGAAAGGAAAGGAAAAACUGGAUUUAUUCGUCAAGAAGGAGAAAGCCAGGAGUCACACUGUAGAAGGAGGUCUACCAACCCAAACCUGGGGGGCCACUGGAGCCCUGGGGUGCUGGAAUGGAGCAUCUCAUAGAGUCGCUGGAAAGGAAGCUGCAGAGACCCCUACUGGCUAAGUCCCGUACUCUCCCCAGCAUCCCCCAGUCUCCUACAGUCUCCAGGGUCCAUCACUCUGAUCUCAUUGGUGGGAGUCCCCCCCUCAGGAAGAAUCCGCCCGCUGCCACCAGCCACCCGAAGGCCUGCACUCUGCCGCCUGCAGGGGAGCUGUGGCGUUUGGAAGAUGACGUUGAGGGCGAAGAUGAGCCUGGGCGUGGUGGGUGCACCGAGGCCCGCCCUCGCUCCCAGUCUCCCUUUUCCCACUUUCGGGCGCGAGCAGCCUACCUGCGCAAGAGCGUCUCCGCGGACGACCACCUGGACAUGGGCUUGGACUACAGCUCUGGGACUGCAGUCGAGGCCAAGCCAGCCCGUAGCAGUAAGGGCAAGCUGAAGAGAAAGUUUAGAGGCCUACCUGCACCCUUGGUGACUGAUGCACAGAAGGAGACAAGAAAGACAUGGGAGGCUAUUGAAAGAUUGUAUCAUAAAUUCAAGAUGCUUGUAUUCUUCGUACGUAUAUCUUUCUGUCUUUGUGUGGGUGCCUUUUGGGCAAGCACUGCAUCCAUCUGUGUUUUGCAGUGGAGUCACACUCAGUUUGAUUCGUGAGGAAUUUUCUUGGUUGGUUUAUUGUUCCAUAACAAAAUACUGAGAUAAAUAAAAUACUUUUUUUAAUGAUCGGGUGAAUACCAUUGUCUCUGUACACGUUAAGGGGGUAUUACUCAGUCAGGUUAUCAGCUCAUGUCAGGGUUUCUAGCAGAAAUGGCUAGACAGCUGUUAUUAGAGCUUGUGGAAAAUGAGUAGUUUUGCUAAAUUACACAGCAAAAGGCUAGGUGAGGCCACACACAAGUCUGAAAAGUUUUUAGUGAUGGAGAUCAUUAAUUGUACACCAAAGACUGUAAUACAGUUAAGUUCUGGUACAUCUCUUGCAUAUGAUU
Molecule: messenger RNA, 1334 nt
Organism: Scatophagus argus
Lineage: Eukaryota; Metazoa; Chordata; Actinopteri; Scatophagidae
Exons: 5
Coding region: 367-1005 (212 amino acids)
Source: RefSeq, a predicted model, not a curated record